AUGGCACCGUCAAAACUCCUCCUUUCCUUCUCAAUCCUGCUUUGCUUCAUCUCCUUCUCAGCCUCAGCAAGACCCUGCAAAACCCUUUUCAUCUCCUCUUAUUCCCUCUCCAUCAAACCCGUUAACCCUAACCCUAACACUAACACCCCGUCUUCGGCUUUCUUGAUCGUAACCGAAAUCCAAGAAACCUCAACUUCCACCUCCUCCUUAACCUUCUUUAACCGCAGAUUCAUCCCUGUGGUCUCAAAAGAUAAUUACCGAAAUACCCAUGAAAUUCCUGACAAGAAGGGUUUCCUAGAAACUGCUCGCCGAGGCGAACUGGGGUCGUUUUGGGAGGGAUUUAGCAGUUAUGAUUUGAGUUCGUUGCGUGAUCGUACUAAGGAUAUUCUUAGCGUGGUUGUUGCUUUGCUUUUUGGGGUCGGUUGUGGUGCCCUUACAGCUGCUACAAUGUAUUUGGUUUGGUCUUUGUUUUCUCCGUCCCAGUCGCGGUAUAGUGAUUAUUUUGAUGGAGAUUUUAGUGAUGAUGAGGUCGAGGAUGUGAAGAAAAUUGGGUAUGUCAAGAUUCCUGAGGCAGAGCAAGUUAAAGGCGGUUCUGCAUGA
This is a messenger RNA of Dovyalis caffra, 600 nucleotides long. The record is from the annotation of a GenBank genome assembly. NCBI's taxonomy places the organism in Eukaryota, Viridiplantae, Streptophyta, Magnoliopsida, Malpighiales, Salicaceae.